Molecule: messenger RNA, 1497 nt
Organism: Pseudozyma flocculosa PF-1
Lineage: Eukaryota; Fungi; Basidiomycota; Ustilaginomycetes; Ustilaginales; Ustilaginaceae
Exons: 7
Coding region: 1-1497 (498 amino acids)
Biological process (GO): protein dephosphorylation
Molecular function (GO): cation binding; protein serine/threonine phosphatase activity
Source: RefSeq, a predicted model, not a curated record
AUGGGUCAGACUUUGUCAGAGCCCAUCACCGAGAAGCAUUCGUCCUCCGGCGAAGAUGACACCCUGGUCUAUGCAGUCUCUGAGAUGCAAGGCUGGCGCAUCAGUAUGGAGGACGCGCAUGCCACCAUCCUGAACCUGGAUGGCAAGACCGGCGACGAGAAGGCGAGCUUCUUUGCCGUCUACGACGGCCAUGGCGGCAAGACGGUGGCCAACUUCACCGGAGAGACGCUCCACAAGCGACUGGCCGAAACCGAGGCUUACAAGAAGGGCGACUACCCUGCAGCUCUGAAGCGGGCAUUUCUCCAGACGGAUGAGGAUUUCCUCGGAGAUGACAGCUGGAAGCACGACCCGUCCGGAUGCACAGCUGUUGCGGCCCUACUGGUCGCCGGUCCCAAGAACGACGAUCCAUCCGCAAAGGCUGCGCGGCAGAUUAUCGUGGCCAAUGCCGGCGAUUCGCGCUGCGUGCUAGGCGUCAAGGGCGAGGCAAAGGCUCUGAGUCAUGAUCACAAGCCAACGGACGAACGUGAGCACUCGAGGAUCCUCUCUGCGGGCGGAUACGUCGAGAUGGAGAGGGUCAACGGCAACCUCGCCUUGAGCCGCGCCAUCGGCGACUUUGAGUACAAGCAGUGCAGCUUCCUCGGGCCCGAGCACCAGAUCGUCACGGCCGACCCGGAGAUCAUCACGCACGACAUCAACGGCGAGGAAGAGUUCCUGGUGCUCGCCUGCGAUGGCAUCUGGGACUGCAUGAGCAACCAGACGGUGGUCGACUUUGUGCGCCGCGGCGUGGCUGAGGGCAAGGAGCUGCAGACCAUCUGCGAAGAGAUGAUGGAGUUCUGCCUCGCACCCCACACCGAGUCGGUCGGUUGCGACAACAUGACGGUGUGCAUCAUCGCGCUGCUGGGAGGCCGGACAAAGGACGAAUGGCGCCAGUGGGUCAAGGAGCGGGUGGACAACAAGAUCGGCUGGGAGACGCCCGAGACGCUGCGGUCGCCAUUCCAGUACUACUACGAGAUGCACCCGGACAAGAAGCCGGGCUCUGCGGGCGCGGGAAGCGGCGGCGGCGGCGGCGGCCGGAUGGACCCUCGGGCGAGGCUGCUUGGCGGCUUGGCGGGCGCGUUGGGAGGGGCGGGGAUCGUCUUCCGACCUGGGACGGGUACCGACGACGACGGGGGCAUCACGUACGAGGCCUACGUCUCACCCGACGACUCGAGCGACGGCGGCUCCGAGACGGACGAGGCGGGCAAGACGGAAAAGGUGCAGGAGCUCGAGGACGAGGGCAAGGCCGAAGCUGAGCGGCGCGGGGCCGAGGGCGAGGGCGAGGAGCGGCCGGAGCUGCAGCACCAGCCGGAGAUUGUCGAGUCUCCGCGCGAGGUGGCCAAGGCAAGCGAGAGCGGCAGCGAUGCGGUCAAGGUGGCGGUCAAGCCGAGUCAGGAGGGGUCGCAGGCCGACGCCAUGGACGAGGACAAGGACAAGGCGGCAGACUCGUCGAGCGCCUAG